Messenger RNA from Nasonia vitripennis (jewel wasp), 3357 nucleotides. RefSeq names its product nuclear factor NF-kappa-B p100 subunit (gene Rel). The record is from RefSeq and is a predicted model, not a curated record. The transcript is spliced from 18 exons. Gene Ontology annotation, molecular function: DNA binding; DNA-binding transcription factor activity; protein binding. NCBI's taxonomy places the organism in Eukaryota, Metazoa, Arthropoda, Insecta, Hymenoptera, Pteromalidae. Gene Ontology annotation, biological process: regulation of DNA-templated transcription; inflammatory response; non-canonical NF-kappaB signal transduction. Gene Ontology annotation, cellular component: cytoplasm. Bases 325 to 3246 code for a protein of 973 amino acids.
GAGGCGCACACAUGUCAUCUCUCUCGGCUCGGGGAAGAACCGCGGCGGCGCUUAUCAAGGUUAUGACUGGACUACGUGCUAUUGCUGUUGCGUUUCCUCCUUGACUCUGGCAGCCAAGUGGAUCUGACAUCAGUCCUCAAUCGGUGAGUUCUGAGUUUACUUCGCAGUUCGCAAUAUUGUAGGAUCUUCGACACUUUCUUAUACCGCGCUGCUGUUGCGUGGUACAUCCAUUAUUUGUUUGUGUUUUGGAACAUCAGUGUUCAGUAGUGUGCAGUGCACGUUGCACCUAUUGCAGUUUGACAGAGUGCAUAGAAGAGAAUAAUCAUGCCAGACGCGUACGAGAACUACUCGGCAUACUCCCAGGUGCAGAGUCUCACUCCCUUGACGCCUGUGCACCUACAGCCGGAGAGCUUUUUUACCUAUAACUAUGAUCAGCGCACCAUGAGUACAGCUGGCUCGUUUAGUCCAUCCUCUGUGGAGUCCCCAUUGAUGGAUACCUGCGAGAAUUUAAACCUGUCCACUGAACAGGUCAUCACCAUCAUUGGCAAUCCCAUUGACCAGAAUGCAAUAUAUGCUAUACCUAACAAUUCAACAGAACUCAAAAUCGUUGUCCAACCGGUAGACAAAUUUAGAUUUAGGUACAAGUCCGAGAUGAUGGGGACUCAUGGAAGUCUCCUUGGUGAAAGAGAAGAAACUAGCCAUAAGAAAGAAGUUCCUACCGCGCAGUUAAUCAACUGCCAUUUGCCGGAAGCAGUGAUUAGAUGUACCCUGGUUACUGCUGAUGAGGACAGAAGAUUUCCUCAUGCUCAUCACUUAGUGAAAAAGGAUGGAAAUUCAGAUAAGGAUGAUCCUCAUGAUAUCAACGUUUCUCGUGAAAACAAUUAUACUGCAAUGUUUUGCAAUAUGGGAAUUAUACACACAGCCAAGAAAAAUAUUAAAGAAGAAAUUAUGAGAAAGAGAAAAAUUGAAGUUAUGGAGGAGAAGAAAAGAAAGAAUUUCGAGAACCCAGUUAUCAGCACACGAGAGGAUUUGGAGAUGAAAAUGGAAGCUGAAAAAGCUCAAAAAUGGAUGAAUCUGAACAGUGUAGCACUCUGCUUUCAAGGUUUUGCUCCUGGCGCAAAUGAUGUUUUGAUUCCAAUAACAGAGAAGGUAUAUUCUCGACCCAUCAACAAUCUUAAAAGUGCAUUGACCGGUGAACUUAAAAUUUGUCGCAUUGACAAACACACAAGUUCUUGUGAAGGAAAUGAAGAAGUCUGGUUAUUAGUGGAAAAAGUUGGUAAAAAAAAUAUCAAAGUUAUAUUUUAUGAAGUUGACGAGAAAGAUAAUACUAUAUGGAGCGCAGAAGGACGAUUUUCGGAACUUGAUGUACAUCAUCAAUAUGCGAUUGUAUUUAAAACGCCUUCCUAUAAAGAUGUGAACAUAACGCAGCCAGUAGAAGUUCUACUGAAACUUGAGAGGCCAUCGGAUGGAGAAACUUCCAACAGUAUAACAUUUGUUUACAAACCAUCGGAUAAAGUACUUAACAGAAAACGUCCGCGCUUAUCCACAUCUGGAAGCAUGGAAUUCGCGCAUAGUCCGGUUCCAGCUCCUCAAUUAGAUAUCUGCAUGCCGAUGGCAGAAACUUGUAUCAACCUAGGCGAGGAGAAUAUAUCAAAUCUUUCUGGAGAAAUCAAGAAAUUACUCAAUGAUGGUCAGCAUUGUAAUUCUGCAGAUCUCGACGAAUUUUUGAAAGAUAACUCUUCGUUAGAAAAGUUUUACAAUUUGCUUCCAUCGAACUUUGUAGAUGGUGUGGAUACAGAUGGUGGUGGUCCAACUGAAUUUGAAAGAUCACAGCAAGACUUUGCCAAUGAUAGUCUCAGAAAAGUGACGAACGUUCUAAAAGAAGCCGAUGGAACGCCUGGCUCUAAGAGAAUGACAAUAGACAAGAUUCAGGAUCUAUUACAGGAGUCAACUAUUUUCGGAGAUACUCCGUUGCACUUCUCUUUACGUCACGAGCAGUUUGAUACCGCUAAAUAUCUGUUACUAAUUCUUGGUAGCGAUCCAUCGUUCAAGGCUAUUGUUAACAUGCAGAAUAGUGCACAAAAGACCCCACUUCAUAUGGCGGUUCUUCAAAAUCAAGCCGACAUAGUUCGAGCCCUUUUGAGACUUGGGGCUGACCCGAACUUGUGCGAUGAAGAAGAUGCAUCAUCAUUGCAUAAUGCCGUUAUUGUAAAUGCGAACGCGUGCAUCGACGAGCUGCUGAAGUCCAACGUCAAGUUGAAUCUGGAGGCGCAUACUGAGGCUGGCUGGUCAGCGCUGCACCUGGCCGCCAAAGUUGGCUCGUUACACGCUGUCAAGGCUCUCAUCGAGGCCGGCGCCGAUGUCAAUUCAACGGACAUGUCCUACGGAAGAACAGCGCUGCAUAUCGCUGUGGAUAGCAAUCACAAACACAUCGUCGAGUACCUUUUGACAAAAACCAAUAUUCAUGUAAACACGAAGAACUUUGGAGGUAAUACUGCUCUGCACAGCGCAGUCGUCAAAGGAGGCAAGUGUGCCGAGGAACUGAUAAAAAUUCUAAAGAAGCACGGGGCUGAUCCACAGAUCAGGAAUAACAACAUCAAUCGAGAUGAAGAGGAUGAAGACAACAGUCUUCUUCCGCCAAUCCAUACACCGAUAGACAGUUCCGCUACGCCUACCAUAAAGAGCGAGAGUAGUGACUCCGAAGAUGAUGCCCCCCGACCUGGAGAAUCUUCUUUCGACCUAGCUAAGGGCGAUCCUAAACUCAUGCAGUUGCUAAGCGAAGGAAAACCAGACGAUCCCAUCCAAGAGGAGCUCGACCUUAAAGAAGAGUCCGAGGACGAAAUGAUGCUACAAGAUCGAGCAAUAUUGCAAGCUUCGCGUACCUUUAGUCAGGGUAGGAGAAUUAGUACCCAAGAGCGGCCAGCUGUUCAACCAACGGUGACAAAGACUUCACCGACCACGAAACCUCAAUUGCAACCGGCUAGGCCUGGUGAUGAGAAGCUCUCGGACGCGCAUGUAAAUCGCAUACUGCAUAUCCUAGAUAGGACUGGAGGAUGGGAACGACUGGCUCAACACACGAAUCACGGAUCGCUGGUCAGACUUUACAAGAAGAUGAAGAGUCCUUCAAAGGCAUUGUUUGUUAAAAUAAGGUUGCAGAAUCCAGAUAUCACAGUAAGACAAGUGAAGAAGCUGCUGAUCGAGGUACAGGCAUUCGAAGCUGCCACUGCUUUGGAAACCGGCAGAUAGGUUUAAGACACUUAUUUUAUAUAAUUAGGCUAAAUGUAAUAUUUUUAUAUUAGAUGUUAUAUAUUAUUAUUAAGUAGUAAUAAAUUUUAUUCCAUAUAUAACUGCACUGUA